Molecule: messenger RNA, 1699 nt
Organism: Trichosurus vulpecula (common brushtail)
Lineage: Eukaryota; Metazoa; Chordata; Mammalia; Diprotodontia; Phalangeridae
Gene: ST6GALNAC1
Product: ST6 N-acetylgalactosaminide alpha-2,6-sialyltransferase 1
Exons: 8
Coding region: 12-1118 (368 amino acids)
Molecular function (GO): alpha-N-acetylgalactosaminide alpha-2,6-sialyltransferase activity
Source: RefSeq, a predicted model, not a curated record
UGACCAAGACCAUGACCGUGACCAGAAUCACAACGCCUCUGCCAACCAGCAAGAGUGCUCAGACCACUAGGCCAACUGCCUCUUUCCGGAGUCCCACUUCCACAAGCAAGAAGAGGCUAAAAGUGGAAGACUUCCAGGCAGAACCCCGCUGGGACUUUGAGGAUGAAUAUAGACUGGAAGAAGGAAGCCCACAAACAAAUUGCCCUGAUUCUGUGAAGGUCAAAGCUGCCCAGUCCUAUUGGCUCCGGGAACGCUUUCUACCCAACCUCACCCUCUUCCUGGAUUUGAAACAUUUCAACCUCAGUGAGUGGGAUCGGCUGGAACAUUUUAAACCUCCAUUUGGCUUCAUGGGCCUCAAUUACUCCAUGGUUCAGGGAGUCCUGGAGAAGUUCCCACCUGUUUCUCAGCAGCAGCUUCUCUUGGCUUCCCACCCCCAAACUGGGGGCCUCCAAUGUAUCAGCUGUGCCGUAGUGGGGAAUGGAGGCAUCCUGAAAAGGUCUCAGAUGGGCCAGGAGAUAGACAGCCAUGAUUAUGUGUUCAGAGUGAAUGGGGCUCUGAUCACUGGCUAUGAGAAGGAUGUGGGUACCCGGACUUCUUUCUAUGGUUUCACCUCCUACAGUCUGCUUAUGUCACUCAAGUACUUGAGGAAGCAGGGUUUUCACCAAAUGCCAAAGGGAAAGGACAUCCACUACUUGCACUUCCUUGAAGGGCAUCGGGAUUUUGAGUGGCUGGAGAACACUCUACGUGAUGAGAUCAUGGUGAAAGCUGUCACAGAAAAAAGGUAUUUGCUGAUACACCCAGACUUGCUUCGCUAUGUGAAGAACAGGUUUUUGCGGUCAGAGAUCCUAGAUUCCAUCUACUGGCCUCUCUACCGCCCUUCUAAUGGUGCCUUUCUGCUGCUCACUGCAAUCCAACUGUGUGAUCGGGUUAGUGCCUAUGGUUUCAUCACCAAUGACUUUCGUCGAUUUGCUGAUCACUACUAUGAUCCAAGGUGGGAAAAACUGAAGUUGUACACCAACCAUGACUUUAUACUAGAGAAAAGACUGUGGAAACAAUUACAUAAUGAAGGCAUCAUCCGGCUAUACCAAGGUCCCAAAGCCAUUACACCACAGAACUAGAAGGUCUCAGAAGUGACUGGUCUGCUUUCUCAUGGUGUAAGUAGAAGAAAGGGAACAUUGUGAAAGAAGAAGGAUUACAUGCACCUUUGGGAAAGCUCUAAGCUUUGAUAGCUACUUGAACUGCCCUCCCCCUAACCAAGUAGAAAGGGCUCACUUCAGGCCAAGGCCAUGGGGACUGAAAUUUAGAAAUCUUUUGAAAAGGAAAUAGGAGGAUCUGGUGGGUUCCUGGGUGUGAACUAAAUGGGGUUAUGAAUAGAGUUAAUACUAAGAUAUACUGCCAGAAAGUACACCUACUCUUUUCUUCUCGGUGUAUACACACACACACACACACACACACACACACACACACACCCUUUCCUUUCCAGAGCCUAUGACUAGGUUUGAAACCACAAUGACAGAGGGAAAUCACAUUCCCAUGGUCAACCUGAAGUGUUGCAUCCUUGGAACAAGACCCUAAUUAGAGGCAGAACCACGGAAAACUCCAGGGCUGGGGCAAAACGUGGGGCUGUCGAUAACGUUCUACCUUUCUGCGUCCAACAAAGGAACGCAAAGUUUAAUGCCCACAGGUCCCAGGACCAAGG